UGUGUAAGGUCACAUAUCACAGAUUCUGGGGAUCAUGGGCAUCUUUGGGGGACCCUCACUCUGCCUACCACAGCGUCGUCGUCUGAGGUGUGACAGUGGCUCUCUUGGUAGCUGAGAGAAAAGAGAAAAUAGCAGACCCACGGGGGGUUCUUACUGCUUCUCCUGGAAGAGACAUUUGCUCACAGUUGCCCACAUUCCAUCAGCCACGGCAGGUUACCUGUCCAGGUCCGACACCCGUGGAGGGGACCUCUGGUCCUCCUACGAGGAGGGGCCGCAUCUAUUCUGAUAAUAGUCCAGGGGACCGCGGUGCUGCGCCGCAAGAUAAAGAGGCGGAGGGACAAGGAGUGGGGGUGACAGUUUGCUCCAGGGAGUCGGGAGGAAGGAGCAGAAGUAAAAGUCUUUCUCACGAGCCCAGGGACACCUGCAAUUUCCUAACCUCUCCUAACUUCCCCUUCUGCAAACUCAACGGCCAUUGGUGAGUAGGGCCGGCGGGAACCACGGAGCAAGGAAAUGCUAUUUCAACAGAAGGACUUUCCCCUCUCAUUUCUACAGCCUCUGCCUGCAGGCAAGGUCAGACGGUGGGCGUGUGGGGAGUGUCGGCGCUGUGCACACACCUCCGGGCCUCCAGCUCCCCUACGGCGCCCCCAUGCCCCGAACCCCGGUCAGGGAUGACCUCUGUCGCCUCUCCUCCUACUUGGAAGAACUGGAGGCUGCGGAGCUGAAGAAGUUCAAGUUAUACCUGAGGGCCGCCCCUGAACUGGGGGAGCGCAAGGUUCCCUGGGGGCGGAUGGAGUCCGCGGGUCCCCUGGAGAUGGCCCAGCUGCUCGGGGCCCAUUGCGGGGCAGGGGACGCCUGGCUGCUGGCUCUGAGCAUCUUUGAGCGGAUCAACAGGAGGGACCUGUGGAAGAGAGGACAGAGAGAGGGCCCGGAGAGGGAUUCUCCGCCUGGUGGCCCGGCCUCCCUGGGGAGCCUGUCAGCUUGCUCGCUGGAAGCCUUUCCCGGGACUCCAAGGAAAGAUCCCCGGGAAACCUACAGGGACUACGUGCGCAGGAAAUUCCGGCUGAUGGAAGACCGCAACGCGCGCCUGGGAGAAUGCGUCAACCUCAGCCACAGGUACACCCGGCUCCUCCUGGUGAAGGAACACUCCAACCCCGCGUGGACCCAGCAGAAGCUCCUGGGCACGGGCCGGGGACACGCGAGAACCGGGGGACACCAGGCCAGCCUCAUCCAGAUGGAGACGCUCUUUGAGCCGGACGAGGAGCGCCCCGAGCCGCCCCGCACCGUGGUCCUGCAGGGGGCGGCCGGGAUGGGCAAAUCCAUGCUGGCCCACAAGGUGAUGCUGGACUGGGCCGACGGGAAGCUCUUCCAGGACAGGUUUGAUUAUCUCUUCUACAUCAACUGCAGGGAGAUGAACCCCGGCGCGGCCGAGUGCAGCGCGCGAGACCUCCUCUCCGCGUGCUGGCCCGAGCGCGGCGCGCCGCUCCAGGAGCUUGUGCGCAUGCCCGAGCGCCUCCUGCUCAUCAUCGACGGCUUCGAUGAGCUCCAACCCUCCUCCCACGACCCGCGGGGCCCCUGGUGCCUCUGCUGGGAGGAGAAGCGGCCCGCGGAGCUUCUCCUUCGCAGCCUGAUUGGGAAGAAGCUGCUGCCCGAGCUGUCCCUGCUCGUCACCACCAGGCCCACGGCCCUGGAGAGGCUGCACCGCCUGCUGGAGCAUCCCCGGCACGUGGAGAUCCUGGGCUUCUCCGAGGCGGAGAGGAAGGAGUACUUCUACCGGUACUUCCACGAUGCUGAGCAGGCCGGCCAGGCCUUCAGCUUCGUGAGGGACAACGAGCCCCUGUUCACGCUGUGCUUCGUCCCCAUGGUGUGCUGGGUGGUCUGCACCUGCCUCAAGCAGCAGCAGGAGGGCGGGUGGCUUCUCCGGCAGACGUCCAGGACCACCACCGCGGUGUACAUGCUCUACCUCCGGAGUCUGAUGCAGCCCAGGCCGGGGUCCCCGGCCCCCCGGCCCCCGCCCCACCAGAGAGGGCUGUGCUCCUUGGCGGCCGAUGGGCUCUGGAAUCAGAAAAUCCUGUUCGACGAGCAGGACCUCCGGAAGCACGGGCUGGACGCCGCGGACGUGUCCUCCUUCCUCAUUAUGAACAUCUUCCAGAGGGACAUCAACUGCGAGAAGUUCUACAGCUUCAUCCACCUGAGUUUCCAGGAAUUCUUCGCGGCCAUGCACUACGCCCUGGACGGCGGCGAGGGCGCGUCCAGCCCCGACGGCCACGUGGGGCGGCUGCUGGCUGAGUACGGCUUUUCCGAGAGGAGCUUCUUGGCCCUCACCGUCCGGUUCCUGUUCGGACUCCUGAAUGAGGAGACGAGCGGCCACCUGGAGGACACUCUCCGCUGGCGGGUCUCGCCUGGCGUCAAGGCGGAGCUGUUGGCGUGGAUCCAACGCAAGGCCCAGAGCGAGGGCUCGACGCUGCACCAGGGCUCCCUGGAGCUCUUCGGCUGCCUGUACGAGCUCCAGGAGCAGGACUUCAUCCAGCGGGCCCUGGGCCGCUUCCAAGUGGUCGUGGUGAGCGGCAUCAGCACCAAGAUGGAGCACGUGAUCUCCUCGUUCUGUGUGCAGAGCUGCGGGGGCGCCCUGGUGGUGCACCUGCGCGGCGCCGCCUACGGCAAGGACGGCGAGGACGGGGCGAGAUGGGCCCCGGGGCCCCGGAUGCCACCAGCGCCUUCACCCGAGAGGAACCUUCUGCCAGAUGCCUACGGUGAACAGCUCGGUGCGGCUUUGAGCACCAACCCGAAUCUGACCGAGCUGGUUUUGUGCCGCAUCGCCCUGGGAAGCCGGGGGGUGAAGCUACUCUGUCAGGGGCUCAGACACCCCAGCUGCAAACUUCAGAAUCUGAGGCUGAAGAGGUGCCAGCUGCCCGGCUCUGCCUGCCAGGACCUCGCGGAAGCCCUGAUAGCCAAUAAGAGCUUCAUGAGGAUGGACCUCAGCGGCAAUAGCCUGGGGCUGCCAGGCAUCAAGCUGCUUUGUGAGGGGCUCCGGCACCCCGGAUGCAGGCUGCAGAUGAUUCAGUUGAGAAAGUGCCAGCUUGGGGCUGAGGCUUGCCAGGAGAUGGCCUCCGUGCUUGGCGCCAGCCGACACCUGGUGGAGCUGGACCUGACGGGAAACGCGCUGCAGGGUUUGGGUCUGCGCUUCUUAUGUCAAGGCCUGAGGCACCCCGGCUGCCCGCUGAGGAUCUUGUGGUUGAAGAUCUGCCAGCUCACUGUGGCUGCCUGUGAAGACCUGGCCGGCACCCUCAGUGUGAACCAGAGCCUGGUGGAGCUGGACCUCAGCCUGAAUGACCUGGGGGACCCAGGGGUGCUGCAGCUGUGUGAGGGCCUCAGACACCCUCAGUGCAAACUCCAGACCCUCCGGCUGGGCAUCUGCCGGCUCGGCCCCGCGGCCUGCGAGGGUCUCUCUGCCGUGCUCCGGGCCAACCCCCACCUCCGCGAGCUGGAUCUGAGCUUCAACGACCUGGGCGACGGGGGCAUGCGGCUGCUGGGCGAGGGGCUGCGACACCCCGCCUGCAGACUGCAGAAGCUGUGGCUGGAUAGCUGUGGCCUCACAGCCAGAGCUUGUGAGGAUCUGUCUUCCACGCUGGGGGCCAAGCAGACCCUGACAGAGCUUUACCUGACCAACAACGCCCUGGGGAACACGGGUGUGAGGCUGCUAUGCAAGGGCUUGAGUCAACCCGGCUGCAAACUCCGAGUCCUCUGGUUAUUUGGAAUGGACCUGAAUAAGAUGACCCACAGAAGACUGGCAGCACUUCGCCUAACAAAACCUUACUUGGACAUUGGCUGCUGAAUGGUUCUGUCUGCUGGUGCUUCCCUCGGAGCCAGGCCGGAGGGUCCUCCCAGGACCCCCUAACCAGCGUAGUGAUCGGGCUCUUUAUUUCCUCAAGAGACAAACUCGUACGCAGAAUAAAUCCUUUCCGCAAGGGGUCUAUGUCAUGAACACGUAAUGGCACCGGGACUUCAGUUUUGGUAAAGCGGGUGCCAUGCAGAGAACUCAGCUGGGCAGCGGGCGAUGCCAGAGCAGAGGCUCUCUGCUGAGGCUGGCUGGGCCCCUUGCCCCACGGGGGCAGAGCUACUGGCAUCUAGUGGGUAGAGGCUGAGGGCACAAGAGAGCCCCCUACCACACAUUGCUUCUCGGAAACGUCGCGUGCACCGAAGGUGAGA
Molecule: messenger RNA, 4206 nt
Organism: Manis pentadactyla (Chinese pangolin)
Lineage: Eukaryota; Metazoa; Chordata; Mammalia; Pholidota; Manidae
Gene: NLRP12
Product: NLR family pyrin domain containing 12
Exons: 10
Coding region: 647-3832 (1061 amino acids)
Biological process (GO): negative regulation of inflammatory response; negative regulation of canonical NF-kappaB signal transduction; cellular response to cytokine stimulus
Cellular component (GO): cytoplasm
Molecular function (GO): protein binding
Source: RefSeq, a predicted model, not a curated record